AGGUUGCAAAAUGAGUGAAAUACUUGAAACAUAAAAGAAAGCAAGAACACGCCACAACUAAGGUUGGGUCCAUGCAUGCAAAUGAUGAAACCAUCUUCUUCUUCUCCUUCUCUUCUCAGAGCCAAACCUCGCUUUUCUCCUUACCUCUUCACCCUCUUAGCUUUCAUUCUCUUUGUUGCCAUCCUCUACGGCCAUGACUUUCUCUUCAUAUUCCGCUCACACCUUCAACUCCACUCCAACGAUGACACACCCGGGGUGGUCUCAUCGGAGAAAAGCAACACGGUGAUGAAAAAACCGGAGGAAGAAAAAGGGUGUGACGUGUUCAACGGAAGGUGGGUACGCGACGGGUUGACUUGGCCACUGUACGAGGAAUCGGAGUGUCCGUACAUACAGCCACAGUUGACUUGUCAAGAACACGGGCGACCCGAUAAGGAUUAUCAACGGUGGCGGUGGCAGCCUCACGGUUGCGAUCUUCCCACAUUCAAUGCCAGUUUGAUGUUGGAAAUGCUCCGAGGGAAGAGGAUGAUGUUUAUUGGAGACUCCCUCAACCGUGGUCAAUAUGUCUCUUUGAUAUGUCUUCUCCAUGGACUUAUUCCUGAACAUGCCAAAUCAAUGGAAACCUUUGAUUCACUCACUGUCUUCACUGCCAAGGAAUACAAUGCUACAAUUGAGUUCUAUUGGGCACCUUUUCUUCUCGAAUCAAACUCCGAUAAUGCUGUCAUCCAUAGGGUAUCUGAUAGAAUUGUGAGAAAGGGUUCAAUCAAUAAGCAUGGUCGUUAUUGGAAAGGUGCAGACAUUGUGGUAUUCAACACCUAUCUUUGGUGGAUAACUGGCUCCAAGAUGAAGAUCUUGCUAGGAUCUUUUAAUGAUGAAGUGAAAGAGAUUGUUGAGCUAUCAACAGAAGAGGCCUAUCGAAUGGCCAUGAAAAGUAUGGUUAGAUGGGUGCAGCAGAACAUGGACCCCAACAAGACAAGAGUCUUCUUUACUAGCAUGUCACCUUCUCAUGCAAAGAGCAUAGAAUGGGGAGGUGAAUCAGAAGGAAAUUGCUACAAUGAAACAACUCCAAUUGAUGAUCCCACAUACUGGGGCUCUGACUCUCUGAAAAGCAUAAUGCAAGUAAUUGAAGAAGUGUUUAAUAAAUCCAAAGUGCCCAUAACAUUUCUCAACAUUACCCAACUUUCUAGCUACCGCAAAGAUGCACACACUUCAAUCUACAAGAAGCAAUGGAGUCCAUUGACUCCAGAGCAAAUAGCUAAUCCUGCUAGCUAUGCUGAUUGUGUGCAUUGGUGUUUACCUGGACUUCAGGAUACUUGGAAUGAGCUUCUAUUUGCAAAAUUAUUUUAUCCAUGAAAGUGCAUCUAAAUUGAUGAGAUCCUCCUCCUCUUGGGUCAAUGGCAUGAAAAAUUGUAAAUGGGGGGAUAUAAUAUUUGGGUUUGUUAGAAAGCAAUAUAUGAAAUGGUAAAAAGGGAAGAAUGAAGGAAAGGAAAGAGCAUUUGUGUACAAUGGUAGUUAACAUCAAAGAAGGAAGAGAAUGUAUAUGAGAAAAUUGAAUUGAUUAUUUUUACCCUGUAAUUGGAAUGCUAACUUCCAAAUUUUG
Messenger RNA from Abrus precatorius (Indian licorice), 1597 nucleotides. Its product is annotated as protein trichome birefringence-like 33. Gene Ontology annotation, molecular function: O-acetyltransferase activity. Lineage: Eukaryota; Viridiplantae; Streptophyta; Magnoliopsida; Fabales; Fabaceae. The record is from RefSeq and is a predicted model, not a curated record. Gene Ontology annotation, cellular component: Golgi apparatus. The transcript is spliced from 6 exons. The coding region runs from base 76 to 1350 and encodes 424 amino acids.